Ictalurus furcatus (blue catfish) is the source of this 2509-nucleotide messenger RNA. It is a transcript of the gene npm2b, whose product is annotated as nucleophosmin/nucleoplasmin, 2b. Gene Ontology annotation, molecular function: histone binding; RNA binding; chromatin binding. The coding region runs from base 1 to 714 and encodes 237 amino acids. Gene Ontology annotation, cellular component: cytoplasm; nucleolus; nucleoplasm. The record is from RefSeq and is a predicted model, not a curated record. Gene Ontology annotation, biological process: positive regulation of DNA replication; chromatin remodeling. The transcript is spliced from 6 exons. NCBI's taxonomy places the organism in Eukaryota, Metazoa, Chordata, Actinopteri, Siluriformes, Ictaluridae.
AUGCUUAUCAGGGCAGAAUGGCACUGCGGCGGUGAUGUGCACGGAGAGCCGGAGGGCACACGCGUGCACAAACCAGAGCAAGCACACACUCGUGGAUUGCGUAUGAACUAUGGAGACUUUGUUUAUAAUGGACAUGUCAGUCAGAUUAAGAUCUGUCAGAAGAUGAGCAAAUCAGAAAAACCUCUGUCAACGCUAUGGGGGUGUGAACUAAAUGAUUCAAACAAGCAAGAGUCUUUCAAGACUGAUGACACAAAUCAUCAGCACCAGCUUGCAUUAAGAACGAUGUGCUUGGGCCAUACUGUGAAAGAUGAGUUUAACAUUGUUGAAUUAGUUUCUGGGGAGGGUGACAAUGCCAAAUGUGUACCAAUUGCAACUCUACAUGCCAAGUCAAUGCCUACAGUAAGUGAAUUCUUCCUUUUCUUCUGUUCUUCUGUUAAUGAAACCUUUGAAUUGAUAUUUCUCAUCAAUGUUGGUCAGGUCAACUUGUCUGGCUUAGACUUGCAUCCGCCUGUGACCUUUAGGCUGAAGCAUGGCUCAGGCCCUGUAUUUGUUGGUGCAGAACAUGUAGCCUUGGAAGACUAUUCAGAUGACGAAAUGGAUGAUGAGAUGGAGGAGGAGGUAGAAGAAGAGGAGGAAGAUAUUGAAGAGUCACCUGUGAAGAAAGUCAUAAAAGAUGGUGGUGGAAAAGUAAGGCCAAACUUCAAAUUACCUUAAUUUCAUUUAUUCAAGUUGCUUCAGUAUUCUGACAGCAGUCUGAAUGUUCUUUUUCAAGAGAAAGAAGCCAGAAAAGGGGGAAGAUGAGGGGUAAGCUCUAGAGCUCUUUUCUGUAUUAAAUAACAACUUUAGCAUGCUGCUUUCCCACUAAACAUCUAAAUUUGUGUGUGUAAAAUAGUGAAGCAUCCGAAGGUGAAAAUAAUCCCCCUAAAAAGGUAAGACUAAAGUGAUUUUGAUCUUACUUAUCUAAAAUUUAAGUUGACAAUUUAACAGCUGUUCUUUCCCCAGGGAAAAGGAAGGGGCAGAAAGCCAAUGGCUGCAAAGGUUUGACCAAACAGGAAGGAAUGAUGAAAUGAUACCAGCUGAACUAAUUAAUUCAAAGCAAACUAUUCUGAAGCAAUUGUAAAGCCUUUUGGGGUAUAGAUUUUGAAAUGCUUACACUUGCCUUGCAUUGCAACUAUAUCUUGGCUUUUAGUAAUAAAAUUGCAAAAGAAAAGUUUCCCAUUUGUCAGCUGGGAAGGGACUGUAUUAAAUAAACCUAUACUGUUUGUAUUGAGUGAGGUGGUUGACUUGUGUUCUUGUUUCAAAGUGCAGUGUUGGUAAUCUGAAGCAAGUUCCAUUUUUAACAUAAAGGAGUGAUUGUUGAAUUAGUUUUUUUGUUUGUGUGUGGGGUUUUUUUAAAUUAAAAAAAUAUUUAUGUACCACAACUGAGUUUGUGUUGCAUUCACUCGUUUUUAAAUUUUAGUGGAAAGAAGUGUGUAUACAUACAUGAGAUGCACCGAUGUAUCAGCUAAUAGUUUAAAAACAUCUGAUCAAGGCCGAUUUAUAUUGUCAAUCAAGAGUGUGGGGAAAACGCAUAGAUUUCGUGCUGUGUGUAAAGAUGAUAUCUCUUGUGUGGAAUGAUGACAAAUCUGUAGUUUGUAAUCUCUGCACUGCUAAAACUUUACACAGGAAGUGAGUGGCAGUGAAGUGGGAGUUUUGGCAUAGUAAAAAAAAUUUUUUUUUUUUUUUUUUUUUUUUCUCUCUCUCUCUUUCCCCGGCACUUCCCCUCACCCUCGCACUGAAUUAAAGUGCCAGUACCCCCUUGAAAGAUUUAAAUGAAGAUGGGUUGACAAAGUAUAUAUUACACAGAAAUAUUUGUAGAGUAGUAUAUUUCAUAUCCAAUUAAUAAAUAUAAGUUUAUAUAUUACCAGUUUGAGGUUCAAUGAAGUAGAAAUGCUUUUGUUUGUGGUGAGUGAAUGUGAGCCUACCAGGAGGGGUUUUUUGUUUUUUUUAGAAUAAAGCAAUCUUACUUUAACACAUUAAAUUCUGAAGGUUAAUGUUUAAUUUGAGUAAUGUGUUUUCUGUUUGAGACCAGUUACUGUGAAACAACUUGUUGAAAUGGAGAGUAGUUUUAUUAGCAUUUCUUUGAGUUAUUUUAAAUUCAUUAUUAAUUUAUGAGAAGGCAUGAAAGGCAGAACUAUCGGUAUCAUGCUGGAUAAUUGGUUAUCUGUAUCAGCUGAGAAAUUUAGUAUUGGUGCAUCUCCUAAUAUAAAUAUAUGUAUGUCUAUAUAAAAUUGUGCGUGUGUUUUUAAACAUGAAUAAAAAUAAAGGUUAGUUUUGGGCCUGACCAAUAUAUGUAUCAGUAAUUACUGCUAAUGUGGAUAACUACCAUGAGUGUUGCUGUAAAAGACAAUAUGGAAACUGAACAACUGUAAGGUUUCCAAAUGCUGCAAUUUAAGAAUUCCUUUUUUUUUUUUUUUUUUUUUUUUUUUUUUUUGGUCAAUGCUAAUCCAAAAUCUGCCAUGGCUUAUCU